Mangifera indica (mango) is the source of this 1978-nucleotide messenger RNA. RefSeq names its product transcription factor bHLH147-like. NCBI's taxonomy places the organism in Eukaryota, Viridiplantae, Streptophyta, Magnoliopsida, Sapindales, Anacardiaceae. The transcript has a single exon. Gene Ontology annotation, biological process: regulation of DNA-templated transcription. The coding region runs from base 393 to 1016 and encodes 207 amino acids. The record is from RefSeq and is a predicted model, not a curated record.
UAAAGCUAGUUUUAGGGUGAAGAACGGACCCCCCAACUCUACCUCACUGUCCAGUCGACUGACAGUAGAUGAAAGAAGAACGAACGAACUAACCAACGGACCUACCAUGGCAAAAGCAAAGGCGCACCACCGAUAAAGCAAUUAGUGUGGGUUUUCAUUCCUUCGUAACCCUUUCCCUCUCCUUUUCUCUCUCCCUUCCCUUCAAUAUCUCUCGCCUUCCUCAAACUCCGUCCCUCUCCCAAUGCAAUAUUCUCGACCAUCCAAACAUAUUCUUGAAUCAUCAAUAUUCAAUCAGUAUGUAUAAUCCAAUCUUGGAAUCUUAAUUUGCUCUGUUUUGGUGAUUCUACAGAAGAAAUAUUUGUCAUUCGAUUUCAUAUCCAUUUAUUUCCAUCAUGUCCUCCACUGUGAUAUCCAAUCCGGUAACUAACUCUGAACGCUCCAAAAGGAAAAAGAAGAAGAAAUUUUCCCAAUCCAAACACCAAAACAACAACAUACUUAGAUGGAAGUCUGAGGCUCAGCAACAAAUCUACUCUUCUAAACUUAUUCUAGCUUUAAACCAACUCACCAUCACCAACAUCUCCUCCACAUCUGCCUCUGGAAGAGGACGAGCCGUUCGUGAAGCCGCUAACCGCGCCUUGGCCGUCGCUGCCAAAGGAACCACCCGCUGGAGCCGAGCCAUUUUGACUAAUAGACUCAAGCUCAAGUUUAGAAAGCAGAAGUCGCACAGAGUGCUGUCACCGUCUUCGUCGUCCGUCGUGGCAACCGGAAGUAGCCGGUCAAAGAAGACGAGAUUUAGCGUUUUGAAGUUGAAAAGGAGUUUGCCGACUGUGCAGAGGAAAGUUCGCGUUCUUGGCCGGUUGGUUCCCGGUUGCCGGAAACAACCUUUGCCGGUUAUUCUAGAUGAAGCUUCUGACUAUACAGCCGCGCUUGAGAUGCAAGUAAGAGCCAUGACGGCUAUUGCUGAGCUACUCUCUGGUGGUGGCGGCUCUACUUCAAGCUCUCCUUCAACCUCUUGAUGGUGACAUUCAGUCUUGUUAAUUUUGACGCGUAUUUUCCUUUAUCUCUGUGUUAUCACUUUCUCCUUCGCUAAGUAAUCUCCUCUCCUCUCCUCUCCGGUUGAAUACAUAUUUUCUUUCCCCUUUUUUUUCUCUCUGUUUCCAAUUCAUAUUAACAACAAUUGACUGCUUAAUUGUUGGUUGUAUGGUUUUGCUGCUUAAUGAUUAAAAAUUAUACAUAUUCCAGGUUUUGUUAAGUGAUGCAAAUCCAUUCAAUUAGUGUUUCAUGAAGAGGGCAUUCAAACAUUCUACUAUUAAAUGUUAUUUAUUGGUGUUCAAGUAAAGCUGGACGCACAUGGAACCCCGUGACAUGAAAAUGACAAAAGGAUAUGGGCAGAUCGGGAGGUCAAUUAUUUGGUGGAUGUGAAGUGAAAUGUUAUCAGAGAGAAGGGAUGGGGGAAAAGAAAGAGAGAAGAGAGGGAGCAGAGGGAGAUGGAUUCGGUCAUAUCUGAGUUACCAAAAUGCCUUGAAUUGAAUAUCCAACCCCUCCACUGUCCAAAAGUUGGCGAAAUCGCCAAGAAUUUGUGAGGAAAGUGGGACAUAUUAUGUGGGUGGUUGUCCUCACUUGGACAAAACCCCUUUGAUUCAGUACAUGAUACACUACCCCUUAAAAUUAGUGAGCCGUUAAGAGUGCCCAGACAAAUCAAAGGCGGUUUCUCAAAGGUUUCAUCACCAUUCAUGAAUUGGAUUGAUGGAAAUUUGAACAAAAAUUAAAGUGGAAGUGCCUAUUUGCAUUCAUUAUGUUGGUGUGUUGUUGGGGCAUACAAGCAUCAGACCUGCACAUGCAACCAUGUGCGCAUAUUUAUGCCUCACCCUCUUUUUCAGCAGCAAAAACAGUAGACCACAGACCCACCCCUUUUUUUCAUCUUCUCCUUUUUCAAAUGAGUAAUCAGUAAAUAAAAAUUCUAUCCUUCUUUUCUUUA